Moneuplotes crassus is the source of this 1458-nucleotide messenger RNA. NCBI's taxonomy places the organism in Eukaryota, Ciliophora, Spirotrichea, Euplotida, Euplotidae. The record is from the annotation of a GenBank genome assembly.
AACAACUACAUCAUCUAUUAAAAUAUUAACUGAAAUGGGGUUUGAAGAAAUUAGGGAACAGCUUAACUAUCUCCACCAGAGGAGAAACUAUUCUAAGAGAAAGAAUAAAUUUGAAAUAAGUGAAGACAAAGAGAAUCAUGCUAAUAACUCUUCAAUGGGCCCAUUAGAUAGCAAGAUAGAGGCAAAGGCCGUCUCUUCUAAAAGACAGAUUAAUUCUAGAAGGGAGGAGAAGCCAGAGCUUGAAUCCGAUAUAGAGAUGAAGAGAAAAUUCAAAUUUGAUGUAAGCCCCAUUACCAAAAGUCCUUUCCCUUCAUUUAUUGCUGAAAAAGACCCUAAGAACAAGGCUAGAUAUUUACCUCCCUCUAAGCUCAAGAAAGCCCCAACCAACUACCAAGGAAGGAGGACUGUCAAGUUCAGAGACCAAAAUGACUACUCCACAGAGAAUUGAGGACCAAUUAAAAAGGAUAAGAAGCCUCUCCCCAAGAAAAUUAUGUGAGUAACUGAGAUCAUGGUUGAUCUCAGUGAGUCUGAGGCUAGUGCCCUUGAUGACUACGAAGAUACCACAUCACAAGAGAAGCCCCUGUUGUCGAGCAGCAGUGAUAACCACACCAUUGGGUGAAUCUCUUUGAAUGAAACUGCAAUCAAGAAUCCAAGGUCAAAGAACAUGCUUCCCCCGGAUAAAUUGUCAUUCAUCUUCAAUUUCAGAAAAAGGACUCAAAAAGCGAGGGAAAAGGAAGCAGAAGAGAGCAAGGAAAAUAAAAUCUCAAAAUCACUCAUUGACAAGAUUCACAAGCAGAAGGACAUAUUCAGAAUUCCUCAGACCAGAACAUCCAAGAGGAGCCUUGAGUAUAAGCCAGAUACCGCAACGAAGAGCCUAGAGGCCUUAAUCUUUAAGAAAUUCAAUAACAGAAAAUCAGUGAGUAAGAUCCUACAGAAGACAGCCAAGCUUCAGAGAAAUCUUGCACAUAAGAUUAUAGAUGUUCCUAUAGAGAGUCAAGAAACAGGUGAUGCUAUCAGACACUGCAUGAUGAAGAGGAUCAAGGGCUUCCAGACAGCCAGAGCUGAUAACUAUAAAAAGAAGGAACGUACCAGAGAUAGAAUAGAUGCCAGAUUUUUGAAGUUGAAGUACCAACACUCUAGAUAUAAGAGAAAGACAGAAAAUUUUAAUCUAUACUCUUUAGACCAACUUGACUUCCCAGAUGUGAACAAUUUGUUAAAGAAGAAGCUCUUUGAGUACGAAUUUGAUAACGACAUCGAGUCCGAUCACGAUGAGAUUACCAAGACAUGUUAUGUCAGGUUGAAGGACUUGACAAUUUCUCUCAAGGAGCACCUUAAAAUGGGAGACAUGUACGAUAACGAUGAUGAUGACCGAGCAAUUAAAGAACACGUUGGGUACUCAAACUAGAGGCGUUCAGAUCUGAUCUUACAGCACUUUCAUAAUUUCAAAUUUUCCUUAUG